Molecule: messenger RNA, 550 nt
Organism: Acanthisitta chloris (rifleman)
Lineage: Eukaryota; Metazoa; Chordata; Aves; Passeriformes; Acanthisittidae
Gene: LLPH
Product: LLP homolog, long-term synaptic facilitation (Aplysia)
Exons: 2
Coding region: 2-346 (114 amino acids)
Biological process (GO): dendrite extension
Cellular component (GO): nucleolus
Molecular function (GO): RNA binding
Source: RefSeq, a predicted model, not a curated record
CAUGGCCAAGAGCCUUCGGAGCAAGUGGAGGAGGAAGAUGCGGGCGGAGAAGAGGAAGAAGAACAUGCCCAAAGAGCUGGAGAGACUGAAGAAGAUCCUGGGAACCAAGGCGGAUGUCGUCAUGGAGGAGGUCAAGGAGGUAGCGACCGUGGUGCCCCCCGAGAAGGUCCUGGAGCAGAAGGAUGACGGCAAAAUGAACGUGGACAAUAAACGAAACAAAAAAACCCUUCUAGACCAGCAUGGACAGUACCCAAUAUGGAUGAAUUCCAGGCAGAAAAAGAAGCUUAAGGCACAGCGUGUUAAAGGGAAAAAAAAAUCAAAAUUGGCCAAAGGCCUCCUCUGGUAAAAUUAGCUCUGUAAGAUCAUGAAUAUUUUACUCAACAAAAUAAAUUUCCAAUGUAAGUUCAUAAUACUUUUGUGCUUAGCCACUGAGUAUAAUUUAUUGUGUUGAAUGAAUUUUUGAAGAGACUAUUAGGCCAGCAAGUGAUGAAAGAAAUGUCAACCUGAUGUCUGCUGAACUUAAAACCAAAGCCGAGUGUGUUUGAAUAGA